AUGGCAAGGAGUUUAAGCUUCAUCUCUUCAACUAAUUCCUUCUCUUCAAUUCCAUGGCCUUUAAUAUUGUUCAUUGUUGUUAUAAGCACAUUACCAAUAUUGCCCUCGGUUGAUGCCGCCGGCUAUGGUUAUGGCUUCCAACCAGGUAAAUGGCAACUCGCCCAUGCCACCUUUUACGGCGACGAAACUGCCUCCGAAACCAUGGGUGGGGCAUGUGGAUACGGAAACUUGUAUAGCACCGGUUAUGGUACCGCGACAGCGGCCUUGAGUUCGGUUCUCUUUAAGAAUGGUUACUCGUGUGGUGAAUGUUUUGAGAUGAAAUGUACACAAUCGAAAUAUUGCUACACGGGUUACCCUUCUAUGGUUAUAACCGGGACUAACCUAUGCCCACCUAAUUGGAACCAGGAUUCCAAUAAUGGUGGUUGGUGUAACCCGCCCCGUACCCACUUCGAUCUCUCCAAGCCCGCAUUUAUGAAGAUCGCCCAAUGGAAGGCCGGUAUCAUACCCGUUAUGUAUAGAAGGGUGGCUUGUGUUAGAAAAGGUGGAAUUCGGUUCCAAUUCCAAGGAAACGGGUAUUGGCUUUUGGUGUACGUGAUGAAUGUAGGUGGGGCUGGUGAUGUUUCGGCAAUGUGGGUGAAGGGAACAAAAACCGGUUGGAUAAGCAUGAGUCACAACUGGGGAGCGUCUUACCAAGCAUUUACGACACUAACUGGACAAGCUUUGUCGUUUAAGAUCACCUCAUACACCACAAAACAAACUAUUAUCGCUUAUAAUGUUGCUCCUUCCAAUUGGUAUGCGGGCAUGACUUACCAAGCCACCACCAACUUUUAUUGA
Molecule: messenger RNA, 834 nt
Organism: Impatiens glandulifera
Lineage: Eukaryota; Viridiplantae; Streptophyta; Magnoliopsida; Ericales; Balsaminaceae
Product: expansin-A18-like
Exons: 3
Coding region: 1-834 (277 amino acids)
Biological process (GO): plant-type cell wall organization
Cellular component (GO): extracellular region
Source: RefSeq, a predicted model, not a curated record